UAACAGGUUUCCAGUAACUUCCUCCUCCCCCUCCAGUCCCACCUCUUGUACCCAGGCCAGGGCCACGUCCUCUCCCAGGUCCCAGAUGUCCAGUUCCAGAUGCCUGGUCCCAGAAUGGGGAAGCCCUGGAGAAGCCCUCCCUCCACCAGCUGCUCAGGCAAGAUGUGGUGGUUGCUCCUCUGGGGAGUCCUCCAGGCUUGCCCCACCCAGGGCUUCGUCCUCUUGGCCCAGCAGCACCCCCAGCAGUUUUCAUCCCCUGGGUACCCCGAGCCGUAUCUCAAAGGCCAGGAGAGUGCCCUUGACAUCCAGGCUCCAGAGGGCUUCGCUGUGAGGCUCGUCUUCCAGGACUUCGACCUGGAGCCAUCCCAGGACUGUGAAGGGGACUCGGUCACAAUCUCAGCCAACGGGAAGGAUCUCAGCCGGCUCUGCGGUCAGCAGGGCUCCCCUCUGGGCAGCUGUCCCAGUCCCAGGGAGUUUGUGUCCUCCGGGAGGCGUUUGCACCUGACCUUCCGCACACGCUCUACCCUGGAAAACAAGAGUGCCCACCUCCACAGGGGCUUCCUGGCUGUCUACCAGGCUGUGGCUGUGAACUCCAGUCAGCCCAUAACCAAGGCCAGCAGGGACUCCGGGGCCCUGGACACACCUGUGGAGAACACCGCCAGGAUCCAGAACCACUGCCAGGAGCCCUACUACCAGGCAGUGCCCCCAGGGACACCUGCCUGCCCAGCCCAGGGAACCUGGAAGGAUGGACGGCCAAAGGAGGAGGUGCCUCAGUGUGUGCCCGUGUGCGGGCGGCCAGUCACCCCCAUUGUCCAGGACCAGACGAGCCGUGGCUCCUCCAAAGCUCAGCUGGGCAACUUCCCCUGGCAAGCCCUCACCAGCAUCUACGGCCGCGGGGGCGGGGCCCUGCUGGGCGACAGGUGGAUCCUGACGGCGGCCCACACCAUCCACCCCAAGGACAGCGUCUUUCCGGAGAAGCCCCGGAGUGUGGAUGUGUUUCUGGGCCACACGGACGUGGAAGAGAUGAUCAAGCUGGGAAACCACCCCGUCCGCCGGGUCGUUAUGCACCCGGAUUACCGUCCAGAUGAGUCCCACAACUUCACCGGGGACAUCGCCCUCCUGGAGCUCCAGCAGAGCGUCCCGCUGGGCCCCCACCUCCUCCCUGUCUGUCUGCCAGACAACGAGACCCUCUACCUCAGCGGCAAGUCGGGCUACGUGAGCGGGUUUGGCAUGGCCAUGGGCCGGUUACCCACCAAGUUGAAAUACUCGAGGCUCCCCAUAGCUCCCAGGGAGGCCUGCGAGGCCUGGCUCCGGGAGAGGCAGAGGACCGAGGUGUUUUCCGACAACAUGUUCUGUGUCAGGGACAACACGUGGGAGAACAGUGCCUGCCAGGGAGACAGCGGCAGCGUCUACGUGGUAUGGGAUGACCACGCCCAUCGCUGGGUGGCCACCGGCAUCGUAUCCUGGGGCGUCGGGUGUGGCACUGGGUACAGCUUCUACACCAAAGUGCUCAACUACGUGGACUGGAUCAAGGAGGUGAUGGACAGCACAGAAUGACCCUGCGGUGCUUGGGCGGCACUGUGGGGGCUGGGAGUGAGGGCGGCACGUUGGGCAGGGUGGGCAAAGAAUCCCUAUGCAGAUCUGAGAUGGAGCCACUGUGGGAGAGAGCUCCUCCCCUCAGGCCUGCUCCAUCCCAGGUAGGAAGCCUGGUCCCCAGCCCCACUUUCUCCCUCUGCCUUCCUGCACACUGACACAGGGAAGACCCCGAUGUCUCAGCAUUUUGCACCUUAACCAUCUCCCUCUGCGCUUCGUCCAUUAACACAGCUUCUUCCGUACCUACCUGUGCGAGAGUCACCUGCUCGCCCCCACUCACGUGGAGUGUGACAGGAGCAGCCUUCAUGGCAUUUGCUUCUGGAACAUUCCAAAGACCCUGUAGUUGGCCUCCAAGUUGUCAGACUGUUGGCUUUACCACCUGCCACAACUCCUAGGUGCAGCUACUGUAGCAGCUCUUUUGUGUUUUCUGUCUCCUAUACAACAGGUGCUUCGCAUGGUCUUUCACUUAAUUCUAGCACCAGGUUUGCAAAGGACAUAUCAUAGUCUGUUGUACAAAUAAAGAGACUGCAAAAAGCUUUUUAAAAAGAGACAGUGACUUUGCUCAACUUCCCCAGCUCGCUUGUUGUUUUCAGGAUGCCAGGACACCACUCAGUCGCCCUCCAGCCCUCGAGGGUCAUCCUCUUCCCCCGCCCAGUCCCCAGUCCUCCCUCGCUGGGAAUUUCCACUUCUGUGAAAAGGGUGUCACCUCACACUUGCCCCAUCUCCUACAGACACCUGGCUGAGCCCCACACUGGACUAGAAGCCCCUGCCAAUACUUAGUGUGUGCCUCCAAUUGCUGUGCACUCUGGAGAAAACCAACUCUGUAAUUUUGGUAAAGAUUUGAGAUUAAUCAAAAUUUGAAAGACACAAUAAAAUACAAUGGUUCAAUGAUAAUAGAAAAUGAAUUGUGGGGCGGCGCUGUGGUGCAGUGGGUUAAAGCCCUGGCCUGAAGCGCUGGCAUAACAUAUGGGUGCCAGUUCAAGUCCCGGCUGCUCCACUUCCUGUCCAGCUCUCUGCUAUGGCCUGGGGAAGCAGUGGAGGAUGGCUCAAGUGCUUGGGCCCCUGUACCCACGUGGGAGACCAGGAAGAGGCUCCUGCUCCUGGCUUCGCAUCUGCACAGCUCCGGCUGUUUCGGUCAUCUGGAGAGUGAACCAUUGGAUGGAAGACCUCUCUCUCUCUCU
Molecule: messenger RNA, 2774 nt
Organism: Oryctolagus cuniculus (rabbit)
Lineage: Eukaryota; Metazoa; Chordata; Mammalia; Lagomorpha; Leporidae
Gene: C1RL
Product: complement C1r subcomponent like
Biological process (GO): zymogen activation
Cellular component (GO): blood microparticle
Molecular function (GO): serine-type endopeptidase activity
Source: RefSeq, a predicted model, not a curated record